CUGCAGGGUCCCAACUGUGACCCACCCUGAGCACACAUGCCCCCAAGGCUCUACUCUCUCCUCCCUCCUCUACUUUCACAGCCCACACCCCUUUGUCCUGCCCUAACCCCCACCCCCAACCGGAACAGAUUGGCCUCAGAUUGGCAGCACGUGGGCAGAUGGGUUUUGUUUUGUUUCUUUAGGUUACAAAACAAAACCAACUGGAAAGAAAACAAGUAAACCCAACCAGUUGUUUGAUUUGUGAGAGUCUUAAAUAACAGCUGUCCCACCACCACCCCACAACCCAUGGAGCUUGCUUUUCUAGAUCACCCUGGUCCCCAAUAACACCACUUUGCCCUGAGGCGUUUGAGUUUGAGAGCCUUGGCCUUCCUGUCCUGUGCCUGUCCUCUGUGUGCUGCUCCUUUCUAUGUAUGUCCUUCCAACAAGUGCCACUUGCAUUGACCUUUUCCUCUGUGCCCCUCAGAUGGUUACCAUGGGCCAGUGCUACUACAAUGAGACCAUCGGCUUCUUCUACAACAACAGUGGCAAGGAGCUGAGCUCCUACUGGCGGCCCAAGGAUGUGGUUGUGGUAGCACUGGGACUGGCAGUCAGUGUUCUGGUGCUGCUAACCAACCUUUUGAUCAUUGCAGCCAUCGCCUCCAACCGCCGCUUCCAUCAGCCCAUUUACUACCUUCUGGGGAACCUGGCCGCAGCUGACCUCUUUGCCGGUGUGGCCUACCUCUUCCUCAUGUUUCACACUGGCCCACGCACAGCACGGCUCUCACUGCAGGGCUGGUUUGUGCGGCAGGGUCUGCUAGACACAAGCCUGACUGCAUCAGUGGCCACACUGCUGGCCAUUGCCGUGGAGCGGCACCGCAGCGUGAUGGCUGUGCAGCUGCACAGCCGCUUGCCCCGGGGCCGUGUGGUCAUGCUCAUUGUGGGAGUGUGGGUAGCUGCGCUGGGCCUGGGGCUGCUGCCCGCCCACUCAUGGCACUGCCUCUGUGCUCUGGACAGCUGCUCACGCAUGGCCCCCCUGCUCAGCCGCUCCUACCUGGCCGUCUGGGCCCUGUCCAGCCUGCUUGUCUUCCUGCUCAUGGUGGCUGUCUACACCCGCAUUUUCUUCUAUGUUCGUCGGCGGGUGCAGCGCAUGGCAGAGCAUGUCAGCUGCCACCCCCGCUACCGUGAGACCACACUCAGCCUGGUCAAGACUGUUGUCAUCAUCCUGGGGGCGUUUGUGGUCUGCUGGACACCGGGCCAGGUGGUGCUGCUCCUAGACGGUCUGGACUGCAAGUCUUGCGAUGUCCUGGCCGUGGAGAAGUAUUUCCUACUCUUGGCUGAGGCCAACUCACUGGUCAAUGCUGUGGUAUACUCCUGCCGUGAUGCUGAGAUGCGCCGCACCUUCCGCCGUCUCCUCUGCUGUCUGUGCCUCCGCCGGUCCUCUCAUGAGUCUGCCCGCUACACACCCUCCACCCGGACAGGCGCCAGCACUCGCAUCAUGCUUUCUGAGAAUGGCCACCCCCUGAUGGACUCCACCCUUUAGCCAGCCCUGGACUUCAGUGGGAUACAGCAAAUGCCAGGUCACACUGCUGACUACUUGUGGAUGUGCCUGGUUCAACCCAAUUUGAAGGACAGAAUUAAAGGCAGACUUUCAGUCUGGAUGGCACACCACCACUGCCAGACCUCCCCAGACACACAGCUCUGUCUGCUCCAGGGCCUGGGGGUAUGUGGUCAUCUCCAGGUGCCCAGGAGAGUGUCAGAUGGGGUCCAGGAAUCUGGCUCUUCAAUCAUCUCAGGUUGUAGGGUUUUUAACGGACAUUUUUCUGUUUUACUGCACAUCCCUGGUAAACCCUGUGGACUGCUUCCUUGUCCGUGGUGGUAUGUGUUAAAAAUAGGAGAUGAGGACUCCUUCAGGCCACACUGCCUAAAAUAACAAGGAUGGAUCAUGGAUGCACCAUCUGCCUGAGGCUGACUCUUCAGGGGCACAGUGUUUAUGGCCCUGUGAGGCCUCUGGGCUCGCCUGUCCCCGUUAGACUUGAGGGGGGCAUAUUAAGGAGUAAACCUUUCUUUCUCCUC
Messenger RNA from Miniopterus natalensis, 2052 nucleotides. NCBI's taxonomy places the organism in Eukaryota, Metazoa, Chordata, Mammalia, Chiroptera, Miniopteridae. The record is from RefSeq and is a predicted model, not a curated record.